AUGCCUUACACGUACCAGGACUCGAGACCCCAGGCUCCCCAGCUGCCCCAGACUGCGCGGGCCACACACUCCUCUGGCAAGACAUAUGAGGAGCUGAAGCGCGAGUGCCAGCAGAAGGGAAUCCUGUUUGAGGACUGUGAUUUCCCAGCCACUGACUCCUCUCUUUUCUUCAGUGAGAGGCCAUCUAUCCCCUUUGUGUGGAAAAGGCCUGGGGACAUUGUUAAUGACCCACAGUUUAUAACUGGAGGAGCUACAAGAACUGACAUUUGUCAAGGGGAUCUUGGUGACUGCUGGCUAUUAGCAGCCAUAGCUUCACUUACUCUGAAUGACAAAACCUUAGCCAGAGUUGUACCUCAGGAUCAAAAUUUUGGACCUGGUUAUGCUGGAAUAUUUCACUUUCAGUUUUGGCAACACAGUGAGUGGCUGGAUAUCGUUAUUGAUGAUCGAUUACCAACUUUCAAGGGCCGCUUGGUUUUCCUGCACUCAGCCGAACACAAUGAAUUUUGGAGUGCUUUACUGGAGAAGGCCUAUGCCAAACUGAAUGGCAGUUAUGAAGCCCUGAAAGGAGGCAGUGCAAUAGAAGCCAUGGAAGAUUUCACUGGAGGAGUUGGAGAAAUGUAUGAAGUUAGAAAAGCCCCUGACAAUUUCCAUGACAUUUUGGAGAAAGCACUUAAGAAAGGCUCUAUGGUGGGCUGCUCCAUUGAUACUAGCAGCAUUGCUGAGUCAGAAGCUCGAACCCCUUUCGGCCUUAUAAAAGGUCAUGCAUAUUCAGUAACUGGCAUCGAUGAGGUGAGCUACCGGGGCCGGAAGGUGGAACUCAUAAGAAUAAGAAACCCAUGGGGGCAAGUGGAGUGGAAUGGCCCUUGGAGUGACAAUUCUUCUGAGUGGCGUUUGGUCAGCCCAUCUGAAAGGAAACGCUUAUGUCAGACUUCACUGGAUGAUGGGGAGUUCUGGAUGAAAUUUGAAGACUUUAAAACACAUUUUGAUAAAGUGGAGAUCUGCAACCUCACACCUGAUGCACUUGCCGGCAAUGCUGCUCAGAAGUGGGAGGUGACAGUUCACCAAGGGAGCUGGGUCCGGGGUUCUACUGCUGGAGGAUGCAGAAAUUUUCUAGAGACCUUUUGGACAAAUCCACAAAUCAAGCUAUGUUUGACAGAGAAAGAUGAUGGGCAAGAUGAAUGCACAUUUUUAGUGGCUCUGAUGCAAAAGGAUCGGCGUAAACUCAAAAAAAUAGGUGCUGAAAUGCUAACAAUUGGCUAUUCUAUUUAUGAGAGCCCUAGCUCGGAUGACCACUUGCCCAAAGACUUCUUCAGAUACCAUGCUUCCAAGGCAAGGAGCAAAACCUACAUUAAUCUAAGGGAAGUCUCUGAUCGAUUCCAGCUGCCACCUGGGGAUUAUGUUCUUAUUCCUAGCACUUUUGAGCCACACCGGGAAGCUGACUUCUGCCUGAGAAUCUUCUCUGAAAAGAAAGCCAUUACUCAGGAUCUGGAUGAAAAUGUUGCCAUUGAUCUCCCAGAGCCCCCUAAUCCAGCCGUAACCCAACAGGAAACUGAUGAGGAAAAACAAUUCCGGGCACUGUUUGAACAAAUUUCAGGAGAGGACCUGGAGAUAUCUGCAGAGGAACUUGAAAAUGUUCUGAAUGCGGUAUUGAAAAAAACAAAGAGUAUCAAAUUCAAGAAAUUAAGCCUCAUUUCAUGCAGAAACAUUAUUUCUCUUAUGGAUUCCAGUGGUAAUGGGAAGUUGGGAUUUAAUGAAUUCAAGAUUUUCUGGGAUAAACUAAAGAAGUGGAUAAACAUCUUUCUUCUUUUUGACUUGGAUAAAUCUGGAACCAUGUCCUCCUAUGAGCUUCGUAACGCCCUGAAAGCUUCAGGCUUUCAACUCAAUAAUUACCUGCUGCAGCUGAUUGUCCUGAGAUAUUCUGAUGAACAGUUCCAGAUUGAUUUUGACGAUUUCCUAAACUGCUUAAUUCGCUUAGAGAAUGCAAGCCGGGUAUUCCAGGAACUAAGCAUGAAAAACAAGGAAGUCGUUAACCUGAACAUAAGUGAGUUUAUCAGCCUGGCAAUGAACAUUUGAAGAUAUCCAGACUGGACUUCAGGAGUCUCUCAGGAUGGUGCCCAGAGAGCC
Molecule: messenger RNA, 2124 nt
Organism: Alligator sinensis (Chinese alligator)
Lineage: Eukaryota; Metazoa; Chordata; Crocodylia; Alligatoridae
Gene: CAPN9
Product: calpain 9
Exons: 20
Coding region: 1-2073 (690 amino acids)
Biological process (GO): proteolysis
Cellular component (GO): cytoplasm
Molecular function (GO): calcium-dependent cysteine-type endopeptidase activity; calcium ion binding
Source: RefSeq, a predicted model, not a curated record